AUGUCGCCGCUACUCUCGACCCUGCACAGGCGACUGCUGGUCAAGAGUGUCGAUCAAGAUGGCAACGAGCGACCUGUAGAGACUCUCGACAAUGACUCCAUCCGACCCACUCGCGCGAAAGAUCGGACAUGGACGCAGUUCACCUACGUGAUGUUCUGGUUCUCGGCCGUGGCCAACGUCAGCAACCUCUACGCCGCCUCCACGGGUAUGACCAUGGGAUUGACCAUGUGGGAGAGCAUCGCGUGUACCUUCGGCGGGCAGUUCAUGGCAGGAUGUCUCAUGGCGAUCAACGGGCGUGCAGGGGCCAUGUAUCGCAUCCCGUAUCCAGUGCUCUGCCGCUCGAGCUUCGGGGUCUGGGGUGCGCUGUGGCCGACCCUCAAUCGCGCGGUCAUGUCUAUUGUGUGGAACGGGGUUAACAUGACCCAGGGCGCGCAGUGUCUAUAUGUGUUCCUCCAUGCUAUCUUCCCCUCAAUCGCGCAUAUUCCGGACAAGAUGGGACCAAAGUCGGCUCUGACAUCGGCGCAAAUGAUCUGCUUUGUGCUCGUCUAUAUCAAAGUGGUUGUCUACUACGCCGGGGCCUUGGCCAUGCUGGCAUGGGUUGUGGCACUCGCAGGGGGAUCGCCAGCCGCUCUGCGGGCGUCCUCGUCUGUGCGCGGAGCGGAGAAGAGCUGGCUGAUCUGCAAAUUCCUGUGGUUGGGCCUCGCCAGCUGCGGCACCUUUAUUUCGAAUGCAGCGGACCUGCAGCGAUAUGCGCGCCGGCCCAGCGACGUGCUUGUGGGACAGAUCAUCAGCUUCCCGUUGUCUGGGCUUUUGGUUGCGGUGCUGGGCAAUGUGAUUGCCGGGUCGAGUGAGAGCAUAUUCGGAGAGCUCAUCUGGAACCCUCUCAAUUUCCUCGACAAGUUGAUGGAUGGCGACCGUUACACCCAUGGCAACCGCACCGCCUGCGCCUUUAUAUCCCUUGCCUUCAUCUACUCUACUGUUUUCUCCGCCAUCUUCGAGAACUCCAUCCCAGCAGGCAACGAUAUCGCCGCCCUUUGCCCCCGCUACAUAACCGUCAAACGGGGCUUCUUCAUCUGCGCCAUCCUCUCAUUCGCAAUCUGCCCAUGGUACCUCCUAGCGACCGCCUCUAUCUUCAUAACCUUCCUCUCUUCCUACCAAAUCUUCCUCUCCGCCAUCGCGGGGAUCCUGAUCUGCGACUACUACCUAAUCCGGCGAGGCCACCUACACAUCCCGGAACUCUACACCGCGGAUCCCGCCGGCAUCUACUACUACCUCUAUGGGAUUAACCUCCGCGGUUUCGGGGCGUACGUGAUCGCCAUCGCGCCGAAUUUUUAUGGGUUCCUGUCGCAGAUGGGGGUGUCUGCGCCGCUGGGGAUCCAGCGGUUCUAUUUCGUCGCGUAUCCCGUGGGGUUGCUGAUUGCGUUUGCGGUGUUUGCGGGGAUGUGUUGGAUUUGGUGGCCCAGAGGGGCGGAGAGGGUGGGCCUUGGGGCUGGGUGGAAGGAGCCUGAGGAUUAUUGGGAUGAGUUUGAUGAGGCUGUCACUGCUGCUCGUGAUGGUGUGGUGGAUGCAUGGUAG
Messenger RNA from Aspergillus saccharolyticus JOP 1030-1, 1575 nucleotides. RefSeq lists its product as uncharacterized. Gene Ontology annotation, cellular component: plasma membrane. Gene Ontology annotation, biological process: nucleobase transport; transmembrane transport. Gene Ontology annotation, molecular function: nucleobase transmembrane transporter activity. Bases 1 to 1575 code for a protein of 524 amino acids. The transcript has 7 exons. Lineage: Eukaryota; Fungi; Ascomycota; Eurotiomycetes; Eurotiales; Aspergillaceae. The record is from RefSeq and is a predicted model, not a curated record.